AUGAAGAAUGUUGAGAACUCUGAAUUCUAUGCUGGAAUGUGCUCCGAUAUCGAACAGAACAAAACAUUUCAAAAAUAUUUGUUUCGCCUUUUAGGCUCCUACUCACAUGUUCAGGUGGUAAUCUAUGCUAUGGGAAGCAUCGAAUACAGUUUUAAUUCACAGUUUCAGCUUUCCGUAGUUCUCCUACUCAAACGAGAUUUUCCCAAUUGGAUUGGCAAUAUACAAAUAUACGAUCCUGACAUGUCUCCAGCUGAUAUCAUAGUUUUCAAGGAACUAGGUUUUGAGGUACUGACCAUCGAUGAAAAUUGUAAGAGAGAAGUUCAGAGACCAACAAUGUUCUACAUGCCUAAUCCUUGUUAUCAUCUUAUUGGCAACCUGCUGGGAGCCAAUUGGUCUUCAUCUUGUAUUAACCAGAUUUUUUUGCUGACAAACACAUUGAGCGGUACGUUGACCGAUAUGCCACAAUGUAAUUGUGUUCUUCUUGAAACAAGGCUACGCUUAGAGAGAAUUCUCGACUUCACAACAGAGAUUGACAAAAAAACUAGCGACGAUCAGAUGUAUACUGACUUGUUCUUAGAAUUUGCUUGGCAUUUCUUUGACGUGGAUCCCAGCAUUGACAUGGAAACAUUACUGCCUGCGACUGAAAUUACAGAACGUAAAGGAAAUGACAAUCUGGGAUUCUGGGUUGGAUGUGCAAAGAUGUUGUAA
Molecule: messenger RNA, 708 nt
Organism: Nicotiana tabacum (common tobacco)
Lineage: Eukaryota; Viridiplantae; Streptophyta; Magnoliopsida; Solanales; Solanaceae
Source: RefSeq, a predicted model, not a curated record